Neopsephotus bourkii (Bourke's parrot) is the source of this 799-nucleotide messenger RNA. RefSeq names its product ubiquinol-cytochrome c reductase complex assembly factor 4. The record is from RefSeq and is a predicted model, not a curated record. Lineage: Eukaryota; Metazoa; Chordata; Aves; Psittaciformes; Psittacidae. The transcript is spliced from 2 exons. Bases 76 to 453 code for a protein of 125 amino acids.
CCGGCUGCUGCCGCCGAGCGCUGCAGUUCCGCUUCCGCUGUGCGCGGGGAGGAGGUGCGCGGAGGGCACGGCGGGAUGAGCUGGGCGCUGGGCCGCUGGCGGGCGCGGUGCCUGCGCUUGCCCGGCACCCGGAUGUGUCUGGCGCGGCGGCGGGGCCCCGAGGGAGCGGCGGGCGCGGAGCCGGAGGACGGGGCGCCCAUCCUCUUUUCCACCAGCAAGGCCAGCCCGCGGGUGUGGAGUGUCAGCCAGUCCAUGGGGAGCGACCACGAGAGGCCGUGGGCGAAAGUGCUGCCGGUCAGCCUCCUGUGCACGGGGCUCCUGCUCUGGUGUGUGUUCAGGGAACCAACGGAGAUCGAUGAGCGACUGGAAGCAAUUUUCUCUGGUCAGAUGAUGGACUCUUCAGAUGUGGCGCACAGAAGCAACGCUCCCUUGCAACUGCAGGAGGAGAAAUGACGAGGACGGGAAUGCGGGUGCAGUGAAGGAGCUGCCAGAGGUUUGCUGGCAUUCACCUACUUAAAAGCUGUACUAGCAAUGUAAUGGGAGAACUUGUUUUUGCAGGCUUGCCUUUAUAAGCUUGAUUCCUUAAUGUGUCGUGCUGCUUUCAGUGCUGGUUUUAGUAAUCUAAGCUGGUAGCACAAAGAAUGGAUUCUUCCUGUGCUGCACCGUAGAGGUGGACAGGAUGUAUUGCAAAUCAACUUGCAUUUGAAGAUACAUUUUAUACAACCCAUCUCUUUUUCAUGGGUCAUUUUUCUUACAUGCACAGUAUAUUAGAAUAUCAAAGCUGUAAGUCUGUAAAAUU